AUCUACAGAGUUUCUGAGCAGUGCCUGCUUCGGUACACUUAACAUUCGCACACAAGCAGAACACAGCAUGUUCAAAGAGGCGUUCCUCGCUGCGGCAUUCUUCGCAUGGUGCCAUGUCUUUUCGGCGCAGGGCAUGGAGGUUCUCCCUCGUCCUCUUGAUGUGUCCGUAUAUGCCAUUAUUGACGACUCAUAUGUAAACCUGCUUGGCAAUGCGCGGCUUGCAGCACAAUUCCUCGAAGCUGCUAUGAACGGGGCUACACUGCAGUACGCCGGUGGAUUCCGGAAUGUAUAUAUAAGACUUCUACUUACGAGCCUUGCUGCGGUUGGGCCAAGAAGAGAGGCAUUCUUCAUGAAGCUACGGGGUGAUGGCAAUCUCGAUGGAGAACAUUCUCUGAAGGUCUUCGGAAAGCAGGCAGAGGUCGUACAUCAGGAAGAGCAAACUAAAACCCACACAAGAACAUUUACAAAGGACGUGGUCCUGCUUGUAACGGGGAGAGCGAUAUGUGCAUUGCCCGGUGACAACGGUCGCUGCAAAGUCGUUAAGGGCAUAGCAGCGCCUCGGAGUUUGUGCACCAACAGCAGUGCUGCGAUUGUAACGUUUACCAGAGAUAUCCAGGAGGCUACUGAUCGUGUUGCGAGAUACAUGGCAAAGGUGAUGGGAGCAGAUGUACAAGAUACGCGUGAAUGCAGCUGCAAAGAAGAUAGCAUUUUUGAUGAACUCGUCGAAGACGACAUGAUUACUUACUUAAGAACUAUUGAUCGGUCUUGCCUCCCUCGACAUAAAAAUCCGGCAUAUUUCCUGACACCGGGAUCGCUUUUUCAUCAAGACGGCUUCUGUGAAGCCAAAUUACCAGGCAGACCAGGCAUCAACUACUGCGGGGCCGACGAGGACAUAAACUCCUGCCAGGUACAUUGCUGUUCACCAGGCAAAUCCUUGACAGAAGUGUACAGCGCUCCGGAUGGGACUCCAUGUGACGCGUUCAGCCGUAUUGUUCUGACAGGCACUGCUACAUGGAGUAACUCAACUGACUUUCUGAAUGCAAGGCUCUGCUAUAGAGGAAGGUGCACUGCAACAGCGACUGACUUGCAGUACAUACUCAAGACCGAUCGGAAAAACUUUGAUUGGUGAAUUUCUGCGAAUUGCGGGUUUCCUAACAGCAACAGGCCGACUCGAUGAUAUCUAGGCUUCCGCUAGCGUGUUACAGUCUAUAUACAGGGUUCGCCAAGAUACACUUCGUGGUUUGUAAC
This is a messenger RNA of Ornithodoros turicata, 1248 nucleotides long. RefSeq lists its product as uncharacterized. The transcript has 11 exons. Bases 68 to 1129 code for a protein of 353 amino acids. NCBI's taxonomy places the organism in Eukaryota, Metazoa, Arthropoda, Arachnida, Ixodida, Argasidae. Gene Ontology annotation, molecular function: metallopeptidase activity. The record is from RefSeq and is a predicted model, not a curated record.